AGCUGCAGCGGCGGCAGAGAGCGGUGCGGAUCCCGGUGUGUGCCGAUCUCCGGAGGGGGACCGGAUAAUCCAGUCGGACCUUCAGUGAGUGGAUCUCCGCUAUCUGCACACCCACAGCAGAGACACUUUAACAUUCCGACCGGGGGGAUUUUUGGUUUACUCACCACAGGUCACCUGUAACUGCUGAAGAGAGGGAGGAGAGGAGGACAAAUGGAAAAGGAGCAGAGAGAGAGGGGAUGAGAAAGAGAGAGCAGGACCCAUGAGAUUCCUCGUGCACAAUGGGAGCCCUUCGCUCUGCCGGCUUCUGAUUUGAAAAGAAUAAAGUGGACUUUGCCUAAAGAGGGCCGACAGGACUUUGACAUCACGUCAGUGUUUUGCCCCGCAGUGGGAGUCCUUCGUUUGUCUCAGCAGGAGUAAUCAUGAACAUAGAAUAACUCCUCUGCCACCUGUCUCUGUGUACGCCCUGCUCCUGUGACAGUCCACUGCCAUGGAGAAGACAUACUCACUAACUGCCCACUAUGACGAGUUCCAGGAAGUCAAAUAUGGUGGUCGCUAUAGCAGUGACAUCCUCAGCAAUGGCAUGACCCUCCACCUGGGGGGCAGCCUGGACCGUCACAUGGGGCGCGGCCGGGGAGGGACCCUGUCAAACAGUCGAAACAGAGAUCUGAGCAGCACCAGCAGCGGCGGAGGGCUUCCUCGGUGGAGCCGGAGGGAGAUCUGCCUCCUGUCGGCGCUGGUCUUUGCAGCAGGCAUGUGCGUCAUCUUGGGCAGCAUGCUGGCACUCAAGUACAUUUCCCUGGAAGCCCAGCAGGACCCACAGUGCCGACAGGACUGCCAACGCAAGCGCUCCCUGCUGCGGGCGGCGCGCUUCGUUCAGGCCAAUAUUGAUCCAACCAUCCAGCCCUGCCAGGACUUCUACUCCUUCGCCUGCGGCGGCUGGCUGAGGCGCCACGGCAUCCCAGAGGACAAGCUCAGCUAUGGCAUCAUCACCGCCAUAGGGGAGCACAACGAGGAGAAACUACAGCGCCUCCUGCUGGAGCCCAUACGCAGACGCAGCCCCAGCUCUGCAGAGCGUAAGGUCAAGGAGUUCUAUCGGUCCUGCGUCAACAUCCAGGAGAUUGACAAGCUGGGCUCUGACCCCAUGACGGAGGUGAUAGACAGCUGUGGGGGGUGGGACCUGGUGGGGGCUCCUCCGGGUGCUGCUGGGUGGGAGAGAGAGGGCGCCCCGCAGAGGCCGGACUUUAAUGAGCUGCUGUACAGGACUCAGGGGGUUUACAGCACCGCCGUCUUCUUCUCCCUCACCGUCAACGUGGACGACAAAAACUCCUCCAGGAACGCAAUCAGGAUUGAUCAGGAGGGGCUGACGCUGCCCGAGAGGAGUCUCUACCUGGGACAGGAUGAGGACAGCGUGAAGAUCCUGGCAGCAUACAAGGCCCUGAUGGAGCGCUUGCUGAGCAUGCUGGGAGCUCAGAACGCCACGCACAAGUCCAAGGAGAUUAUACAGCUGGAGACGCGUCUGGCCAAUAUCACUGUGUCAGAAUAUGAUGACCAAAGAAAGGACAUCAGCACCAUGUAUAACCGCAUCACCCUCAGGCAGCUACAGCGCAUCGCUCCCAGUCUUCACUGGAAACGCUUGCUGGACAGAAUCUUCCACGACAACUUCUCAGAAGACGAAGAGAUCGUGGUGCUCGCCACCGAUUACAUACAGAAGGUCUCUGACAUCAUCAAGACCACUUCGAAGAGGGUUCUCCAUAACUACAUGCUGUGGCGCAUUGUGGCGGCGCUAAGUGAACACCUGUCCACAGCCUUCCGCAGCACCAUCCAUGAGUUUUCUCGGGAGAUCGACGGCACCGAGCAGCAGCUGGAGCUGGGCAGGCUCUGCCUCACUCAGGCCAACAAACACUUCGGCAUGGCCCUGGGAGCGCUGUUCGUCCAGCAGCACUUCUCCUCACAGAGCAAGGCCAAGGUACAGGAGCUGGUGGAGGACAUAAAGCACUCCCUGGACCUCCGGCUGCAGGAGCUGGACUGGAUGGAUGAUGCCACCAAGGAAGCUGCCAGAGCAAAGCUGAAGCACAUGAUGGUGAUGACAGGAUACCCAGACUUCCUGCUCAAACCUGAGCUCAUAGAUCAAGAAUAUGGGUUUGACGUGGAAGAGAAGACGUAUUUCAAGAACAUCCUCAACAGCAUCAAGUUCAACAUCAAGCUGUCGGUCAAGAAGAUCCAUGAAGAAGUGGACAAGACAGCGUGGCUUCUCCCACCUCAGGCCCUUAAUGCCUACUACCUCCCUAACAAGAACCAAAUGGUGUUUCCCGCCGGCAUCCUUCAGCCCACCCUCUACAACCCCGAGUUCCCACAGUCUCUGAACUAUGGGGGCAUAGGAGCAAUCAUCGGCCACGAGCUAACACAUGGAUAUGAUGACUGGGUGAUGCAAUGGUUCAUGUCCCUAGGGGGCCAGUACGACCGCCACGGCAACCUCAAACAGUGGUGGACGGAGGAGUCCUACAGGAAAUUCCAGAAGAAAGCCGAAUGUAUCGUCAAGCUCUACGAUAACUUCACUGUUUAUAACCAGAGGGUGAACGGCCGUCUGACGCUGGGGGAGAACAUCGCAGACAUGGGAGGGCUCAAGCUGUCCUACUAUGCGUAUCAGAAGUGGGUGAGGGAGCACGGACCGGAGAGGCCGCUGCCUGGGCUCAAAUACACACACGAACAGCUGGUCUUCAUUGCCUUUGCACAGAACUGGUGCAUGAAGAGAAGAUCUCAGUCCAUCUACUUGCAGCUGCUGACUGACAAACAUGCACCAGAGCACUACAGAGUGAUCGGCAGUGUUUCCCAGUUUGAUGAGUUUGCCCGUGUGUUCCACUGUCCCAAGAGUUCCCCGAUGAACCCCUUGGAGAAAUGCUCCGUGUGGUGACCUCACCUCGCCGCCCGCCUGUUGACCCUGGGAUGAACUUCUUCACAGCCCCAAACACACAACCUGUCCUACAUCACACAUUCAUCAGAGCCCACAGGAUGAUACAGCGUGCAUAAAGCCGACAGUAUUCUUGCCUUUGAAGGACACAGGGAAGAAAUGCAUCUCUUUUUUUAACGUCAUCAGUGCACAUGUUUUCAGUUUUCACACAGCUGUCGUUUGUCUGUACUAACCGAGCUAAAGCAUGAGUCACACGACCAUCGCUCAUGUACAUAUAUAUCAUUUGAUUAUGUAUAUUUUUCUAUGUUUAAAUUUAAUUUCAAAUCAUCUAUUUUUCUAUUUUAGCAGAUACACCAUGAACAUCAUGAGCUAUUUGUUUUUUAAUUAAGCAACCUGUUCCCCAAUCGUUUCUCCUCUCUGUAGCAUCAGCUAGAAAAACUUCAGCAUAUCAGAAGAUUAAAGGUUGGCAGCCAGCAGUGAUUUGUGUCCCUGAUGUACACUGGACAAGGACCAAUUAAAAAUGAACUGAGCUCAGUAGCAUCCUUGUGCCUGCCAAAAUGCUGUUGGUGUUCUUUCAGUUUGGUGUUGGAGUCUGAUUUGUCUCGCACUGCUGCGCUCUUGUGGCCGCAGAGAGCAAUGGUCACUGUUCCAGUGUCACGACCGUCGUAUUGUUUGCCUGCAUUGGUCUCUUGUUAACUGUGAGUGUUUGUACGGUUUCUAAGAUUUGUCAACUUUUUUUAAGAAAAAAAAAAAAAACACAGAAGGUGGACUCAUGGUGGGUGUUUUUCUCAGGAUUUGUAGCAUAGUGCAGCGCCAAAUGGAGGAUCUUUGUGUCUCUGUCUACAUUCAACUCUUCAGCCCACAGUAAGAUCGCAGAGGAGCUGGUGUACUUAUCAAACAUUGGAUGAACAAGGAGAUGUUUUUCCUCGCUGGGAUUCACAGCACGGGCAGCAGCUUGACCCCAGAGCUGAGAACAUUUUCUCCUGGAAACAGAAUCUCCUCUGCUGUUGGAUUAUUCACGUCUCUGUCUCCCUGAUGAACUCCCAAUGAUCUCAUACAACCCAGGAUUCAAGUGAGAGGGAGACGAGAAGUCACGUUAUACAGUAUAUUAACAGUUAACUCGCCAAAUAACAAGCCAACACUCUGUACAUAAGAAAGAGCAACUAUGGUAGAUGGAGAAUCAUACAUUUGUACGCAGUGUUAUUUAAAAAAAAAUUACUUUUCUAUAAACUGUUGGUACAAAAAAAUCUGAAUCUUUGUACAGUGAAGUAUAUCAGAUGUUAUGGCUGUACAGUUUGUUUUGAUGAGAGUGCAUGUUUCCCUCCUGACCAUCAUUAAAUUCGGAUCGAUAUAGCUGGAGGACAUCACACACACACACACAUAUCUGACUCUAUAGCUGCUAUUUCACACAUGGCUGCUAUCUCUUCCUCUCUGUUGGUCAUCAUUUAAUGUUUGAAUAAAUACAAAGGAUCACUGUGU
Messenger RNA from Epinephelus lanceolatus (giant grouper), 4387 nucleotides. It is a transcript of the gene ecel1, whose product is annotated as endothelin converting enzyme-like 1. NCBI's taxonomy places the organism in Eukaryota, Metazoa, Chordata, Actinopteri, Perciformes, Serranidae. Gene Ontology annotation, cellular component: plasma membrane. Gene Ontology annotation, biological process: protein processing. Gene Ontology annotation, molecular function: metalloendopeptidase activity. The record is from RefSeq and is a predicted model, not a curated record.